Molecule: messenger RNA, 942 nt
Organism: Fimicolochytrium jonesii
Lineage: Eukaryota; Fungi; Chytridiomycota; Chytridiomycetes; Spizellomycetales; Powellomycetaceae
Exons: 4
Biological process (GO): tRNA export from nucleus; protein phosphorylation
Cellular component (GO): cytoplasm
Molecular function (GO): protein kinase activity; ATP binding
Source: RefSeq, a predicted model, not a curated record
AGACUGAAAACCAUUCGACAUCCAGGGAUCAUCCGUUUUAUUGACGGCGUCGUUGACGAGAGUUGCGUAAUCUAUGUCACGGAGAAUGUCGUACCCCUUAAGCAGGUCUUGAUGGAGAUGCCAGGGGAAGAGAUCUGCAUGGGACUCUUCAACCUGAUCAAAACGAUCGAGUUCCUCCACUCCGAGAUGCUCUCCCACAACAACAUCCAGCUCGACUCGGUCUUUGUCACAGACUCUGCAAACGGCCGUCGAUGGGUCCUCGGCGGAAUGGAAUACCUAACCUCACUCAUCUCCGAACUCAUCCAACUCAAACUCCUGUCGCCGGACAGUGAUACGGGACAUCAGGACGGCACGGAUCUUGUGGAUUGGACUGGCUUGCAUGCGAUUGCGGAUGCGUUGGCGAGUGCGAACCCGACGGAGAGGAAGAGGGCCAGUGAAGUGGUGCGGAGUGAGUGGUUUGAGGGAAAUCCGAUCAUCAAUGUUGUGGAGAACUUUUUGAAGGAGAUUAGGGUUGUGCCGGUUGAGGUGAAGAAGGAGCGGUUCAGACAUCUGCCAACAGAGCUCCGAGCCCUACCCCUCAACACAACCAUCUCCUACGUCCUUCCCCUCGUUCUAACCCCCGAAUUCGCAUCCGAGCCCGGCGCUCAAGGACUGUACGAACAACUCUUCACACCCCUGCACUAUGUGGAUGGGACCGAUCAUCACUCUGAGGAACCGCAGGGGUUGCUCCCAAUUGAAACGUACAAGGAAACGGUUUUACCGUUUAUUGUACGGCUGUGGAGGAGCAGGAGUUAUAGCGCGAGGAUGUUGGUUUUGGAUCUGUUUGAAUGCUACUUCACCCACCUCCUAACCCAACAGCCAACCAACCUCGAAUCCCUCCUCAUCCCCGAACUUAUCCUCGGCCUCGACGAAGCAGACGACGCAGUCUACCUCCUCUCGCUC